CCCUACUCUGAAUCACAAAUCAUCGCCUUGAUCACAGAAUACUACCAUCUUCUCUUCUCACUGAACUACCUACUCCCUAAAGAUAUAGACUUCCCUCCACCUGUAGGCAGAGAGAUUGACCAGACGCUGUGUCAAUCAUUGAACCUAACUCCAGAGGUCAUAUCACUCAUGCAACAUAUACCAUGUCCUUGCUCCGAAGGACUAAUGCUCGAACAUGAAUUACUUAUCCCUCAAAGCCAUGCAAAUUGUUUCGUCGAUGCAAAACUCGUGAAACUAGGCAGGGAUCCGGAAGUUGGUGAGAAUGAAUGGUUUUUGAAGGCGACGGAUGUUGCGUUGAGUGUUAUGGGAGAUGAGGGACAAUACCUCGUUUUGGAUACUGAGAAAAAUACGUUGAGGGUUUGUACUUGGGAGGGACCGAAAAGCCCUGAAGAUGAAGAUGAAGCGGGUCUAUGUCAUGACUUCAAUCCGGAUUCUCCAGACGAUCAUUAUACGCGUUUUCCGGUUCAUGAUCCUGUUGAGUAUUUGCAAUUGAUUAUCGACAAGACCCGCAGCUUGGAAUGGCUACCGAUGAGGCUCCACAGUAUGGGAUCCAUCUUGACUGCCGGACCGAUAUAUUCGGAGACGAAAAGAGUUUUGAACGAAGAGUACGGAUGGCCGGACAACUUCAAAAGUGAAGAAUGGAAACGGGAUCGCAAGAGGAUC
Aureobasidium melanogenum CBS 110374 is the source of this 702-nucleotide messenger RNA. RefSeq lists its product as uncharacterized. The annotation marks the transcript as partial. The record is from RefSeq and is a predicted model, not a curated record. Lineage: Eukaryota; Fungi; Ascomycota; Dothideomycetes; Dothideales; Saccotheciaceae. The transcript has 3 exons.